This is a messenger RNA of Engraulis encrasicolus (European anchovy), 1213 nucleotides long. It is a transcript of the gene med7, whose product is annotated as mediator complex subunit 7. The record is from RefSeq and is a predicted model, not a curated record. Gene Ontology annotation, molecular function: transcription coregulator activity. The coding region runs from base 145 to 918 and encodes 257 amino acids. NCBI's taxonomy places the organism in Eukaryota, Metazoa, Chordata, Actinopteri, Clupeiformes, Engraulidae. Gene Ontology annotation, biological process: regulation of transcription by RNA polymerase II. The transcript has 2 exons. Gene Ontology annotation, cellular component: mediator complex.
AAUCGCCAUGUUCAAUGGUAUGAAGGUAAACAGAUUCCUGUCGGUGCGAAGAUUGGUGUGUAGUGUUGUUUCCAUACAGAGUUUUUUGUCCAUGUAAUUACAUUUUGGGAAUUCUAUCGAGGGAGUAAUUAAGAGGGCGCCAAGAUGAGCGAGCCCCAGCAGGUGAGCGCGCUGCCGCCGCCCCCCAUGCAGUACAUCAAGGAGUACACGGACGAGAACAUCCGCAAGGGCAUCGCGCCCAAGCCGCCGCCGCCCAUCCGCGACAGCUACAUGAUGUUCGGCAACCAGUUCCAGUGCGACGACCUCAUCAUCCGGCCGCUGGAGAGCCAGGGCAUCGAGCGCCUGCACCCCGUCCAGUUCGACCACAAGUGCGAGCUCAAGAAGCUGAACAUGUCGAUCCUGGUCAACUUCCUGGACCUGCUGGACAUCCUGAUCAAGAGCCCCGGCAGCAUCAAGCGCGAGGAGAAGCUGGAGGACCUGAAGCUGCUGUUCGUGCACAUGCACCACCUGAUCAACGAGUACCGGCCGCACCAGGCGCGCGAGACCCUGCGCGUCAUGAUGGAGGUGCAGAAGAGGCAGAGGCUGGAGACGGCCGAGCGCUUCCAGAAGCAUCUGGAGCGCGUGGUGGAGAUGAUCCAGAACUGCCUGGCCACACUGCCCGAUGACCUGCCCCUGCAGGAGGGCGCCGCCGGCGGGGCGAGUGGCAGCGGUGGUGCUGGUGCUGGUACUGGUGGUGGUGCUGGGGGUAGUUUGGGUGGAGCACAGAGACAGUUGCAUUCAGAGCCUAUGGACACAGAGGAGGCGGGUGGCAGUGGUAUUCAAACGGACAAGGCCGUCGCUACUGCUGGAGCCGUUAAAAAGGACAAAGAGUUUGACAAAGACGCAGCAAUGUGCAGUAUCAUUGACGAGAUGACUUGAUGUUUUGGGUUUUUUUUGUUUUGUUUUUGUUUUUUUUGGUCUUGUAUUACAUGUGGUGUUUACUGUCUAUGUUCUGUGUACUGAAAAAAAGAGUGACUGCAUAUUUCGGAUGAAAAGCGCUGACGUCUUGGCCAUAAACUGAACCUUUUUUCUGCUAAUUGAACACAUGAAGUGUGUAGCAGACCUCUUUUUUUAAUAGAGGACUGAUUAGUGUUAUUGUCCACUCUCAAAUUUACGCGUGGAUCAAUACAUUGCCAACUUCUCCUUUAAUAAAGCAGUUGCAUAAACACGGGUA